AUGACAGCCCGUUACAUCCCAGCUCCCAACAACACCACGAUCACCGGCGGAUCCUGUCGAUUCCAACCCUAUCUUCCCCCAAGCAUCUCAAAUAAUAAUAAUAACAACAACAACAACAACAAUAACAACAACAAUAACAAUGACUCAUCAUCAUCGUCCAACUGGCCAUCCUCUGAGACCAAAUCCAGGGGUCUCUUCUUACAUACCCAACUGCCUACCUCGGGAAGCUUCAGGAGCAACACCUUAGACGACGGCUCACUCUCCUCAAGUGAACUCAGAUCGAGCUGUUCCAGUCUGGCCUCCAGCACGGCCAGCAGUCAAUCCUCGGGCUACUUCCCACCCCCAUCAACAACAGGAGGAGGGAGUUUACCGUUCGAGGACCCGAAUAAUACGACUGGUGGUUGUCCAAACGAGAACCUCUAUCCACCUCUAGCUGGUCCUGGAUUCUCCCAGACGGCCGUCUACCCCGCUUAUACUGGGCCAAACCAACAACGCUCUUCCUUGGCCGGUCUCGCCUAUCCUGCUGCCGCUUUUACCCCGAGUGGAGGCUCCCCUCCGAUCCCUUCUGCCUCCUCCGCCUACUUCCAUUUCGACUCCUCCUCCGUCGUCGGCGCUGGUCGUCGUCAUACCGUCUCCGCUUACGCUUCCUCUCCUAUGCCCAUCGAGCUUAAUUUGGUUGGACAUCCCGAAAUCGAUGAAACUUUGAUUAAGGAAGAAAAACGUCGCAGAAAUAAGGAAUCUAGUCAAAGGUUUAGAGAUCGAACUCGAGAAAGACAACGAGAGAAACAGGAAAGACUCGAGUAUUUAGAGAGACGGACUAAACAAUUAGAGGCCCAAUUGAGGAGUCUUAACCGGAAUGAUUCGAUUCAAGAGUCUGGUAAUGGAGCUCAACAAGAUGGACCACCGCCCCCAACAACAACGAACAUGACAACAACCCUGAACAACAAUCAAGGACGCAGUGAGGAACGGGAGAUGAUCGAACGAUUGCAGGCCGAGAAUGAGGCCUUGAGGGCUUCCUUAAAGACUGCCAGCGAAGAGAUUAAUCGACUUCAACAACAUGUGACUGGAAACCAAUCCCCACAUACCAACAGUCCAUUAGGUAUCAGCCAAGUCUACGCGAACACUUUGGCUCAACAACUCUCACCACCAGCAUCGACUAGCGAGUUUACCCCUGGCUCCCAAGCCUCUUCGCCUGGUGCAGCAGCAGCAGCAGCAACUACUGAGUCUUCGUACUUCGGUCCUUCGUGUUCUUCAACUGCUGGCUCGGUUAGACGGACCGCUAGUCCUUCUACUUCCUCUUCUGACUCACCCGUUCCCGUUCCUUCUGCGCCACCUUCUGCUCCCUCUGCCUCAGUUGCUGUUGAUACUGGGGCUGGGUCUAUUGAUCCUCGCAACAGAGUCCAUCCACCCUCGAUCGCUUUAACAAUCAUCUUCCUCA
Molecule: messenger RNA, 1438 nt
Organism: Puccinia graminis f. sp. tritici CRL 75-36-700-3
Lineage: Eukaryota; Fungi; Basidiomycota; Pucciniomycetes; Pucciniales; Pucciniaceae
Exons: 4
Biological process (GO): regulation of transcription by RNA polymerase II
Cellular component (GO): nucleus
Molecular function (GO): DNA-binding transcription activator activity, RNA polymerase II-specific; RNA polymerase II transcription regulatory region sequence-specific DNA binding
Source: RefSeq, a predicted model, not a curated record